Herpailurus yagouaroundi (jaguarundi) is the source of this 1100-nucleotide messenger RNA. It is a transcript of the gene HYI, whose product is annotated as hydroxypyruvate isomerase (putative). The transcript has 9 exons. Gene Ontology annotation, biological process: glyoxylate metabolic process. The record is from RefSeq and is a predicted model, not a curated record. Gene Ontology annotation, molecular function: hydroxypyruvate isomerase activity. Bases 69 to 959 code for a protein of 296 amino acids. Lineage: Eukaryota; Metazoa; Chordata; Mammalia; Carnivora; Felidae.
CGCCCCGCCCCGCCCGCUUCCGCCUUCCGGCCCCGGACUCUGCCCCGCGAGCGUGUGCCCUGGCAGCUAUGGCUCCGCUCCGCUUCUCGGCCAACGUGUCGUGGCUGUUCCCCGAGCUCCCCGGCCUCCCCGCGCGGCUUCGGGCGGCGGGCAGCUCGGGCUUCGAGGCCGCCGAGGUCGCCUGGCCGUACUCGGAGUCGCCCGAGGCGCUGGCGCGCGCGGCGCGGGAAGCGGGCCUGCGGCUGGUGCUGAUCAACACGCCCCCCGGGGACCGAGAGAAAGGGGAGAUGGGGCUGGGGGCCGUUCCCGGGAGGCAAGCGGCCUUCCGAGAGGGGCUGGAGCAGGCGGUGCUGUACGCCAAGGCUCUGGGCUGUCCCAGGGUCUUGAUGGAAGGAGCACUGGAGGCGAGGAUGCAGCAGAGAGAGACCAGGGAAGGCUUCGUUUGCUCAGCAGAAUUCCUAAGGAUUCACCUGAUGGCUGGCCGAGUGCCCCAGGGUGCUGACCGAGCAGCAGUCAGGAGUGAAAUGGAGACAGUUUUUCUGGAGAACCUGAGGCACGCGGCUGGGGUUUUGGCUCAGGAGAGCCUCGUGGGACUGCUGGAGCCCAUCAAUACCCGCAGCACUGACCCUCAGUACUUCCUGGACACGCCCCAACAGGCGGCAGCCAUCUUACAGAAGGUCGGAAGACCCAACCUCCAGUUACAGAUGGACAUAUUCCACUGGCAGAUCAUGGAUGGCAACCUGACAGGAAACAUCCGGGAGUUCCUACCCCUUGUUGGGCACGUGCAGGUGGCACAGGUCCCGGGCCGGGGGGAACCUGACAGCCCUGGAGAGCUGAACUUCCCCUAUCUAUUCCAGCUGCUGGAGGAUGAAGGCUACAAGGGCUUUGUGGGCUGCGAGUACCAGCCUCAAGAUGCCACGGCCUCCCUCUCUCCUCAGGAGACACGGCAGAGGGCCUGAACUGGCUUCGUUCCUACUGGGAUAGGCGGGGCCGCCCACAGGCUGGCCAGUGAGGUCCUGCCCGGCACCCACCUGCCUCUGUGGGACAGUGCACCAAGCAUCCCAAAUCUCCUGAAUUAAAAGACCACCUGCUGAACGUUU